AUGUCAGAGAGCGCGCUCGGCCCCGCCGCCGAGGCCGCGCCCGCCGCCCCGGCCCCCGCCGCCAAGGCCGCCGCCAAGAAGCCGAAGAAGGCGGCGAGCGGCUCCAAAGCCCGCAAGCCCGCGGGGCCCAGCGUCACCGAGCUGAUCACCAAGGCCGUGUCCGCCUCCAAGGAGCGCAAGGGGCUCUCCCUCGCCGCGCUCAAGAAGGCGCUGGCCGCCGGCGGCUACGAUGUGGAGAAGAACAACAGCCGCAUCAAGCUGGGGCUCAAGAGCCUCGUCAGCAAGGGCACCCUGGUGCAGACCAAGGGCACCGGCGCCUCCGGCUCUUUCCGACUCAACAAGAAACCCGGAGAAGUGAAGGAAAAAGCUCCAAAAAAGAAAACUUCGGCAGUUAAAUCUAAGAAGCCGGUGGCGAAGAAGCCCGCCAGGGCCGCCAAAAAGCCCAAGAAGGUGGUGAUAGCAAAGAGCCCCAAGAAAGCCAAGAAGCCAGCAGCCAAGAAAGUAGCAAAGAGCCCCAAGAAAAUAACCAAGGUUCCCAAGCCCAAAAAGGUGGUGGCAGCAGCAGGAACAAAGAGCCCGGCUAAGGCAAAAGUGGUGAAGCCCAAAGCAGCCAAGCCAAAAGCUGCAAAAGCAAAAGUGGCCAAGUCAAAGAAGGCAGCACCCAAGAAGUAAGCCACUUCGCUGGGGAAGGCUACCUCUUCAUUUAAACCCAACGGCUCUUUUAAGAGCCACCUA
Molecule: messenger RNA, 735 nt
Organism: Lonchura striata (white-rumped munia)
Lineage: Eukaryota; Metazoa; Chordata; Aves; Passeriformes; Estrildidae
Product: histone H1.01
Biological process (GO): nucleosome assembly
Cellular component (GO): nucleosome
Molecular function (GO): structural constituent of chromatin; DNA binding
Source: RefSeq, a predicted model, not a curated record